AUGAAGCCCCCCUCAGGGCCAGAGGAGGCCCAGCAGCCAGCCUCGGACAUCCGCGUGUUCGCCCGCAGCUGCACACUGCACGGCUUAGGCCAUGUCUUUGGCCCGGGGGGCCUGACCCCACGCCGGGGGCUGUGGGCAGCAGCCAUGCUGCUGUCGCUGGCUGCCUUCCUGUACCAGGUGGCUCAGAGGGUGCGCUACUACGGGGAGUUCCACCACGAGACGGCCCUGGACGAGCGUGAAAGCCACCGGCUCACCUUCCCAGCCAUCACCCUGUGCAACAUCAACCCGCUGCGGCGCUCACACCUCACACCCAAUGACUUGCACUGGGCUGGGCCCACGCUGCUGGGCCUGGAGCCCACCGAGCAUGCUGCCUUCCUGCACGCCCUGGGCCGGCCCCCCGCGCCGCCCGGCUUCAUGCCCAGUCCCACCUUCGACAUGGCCCGACUCUAUGCCCGAGCAGGGCACACCCUUGAGGACAUGCUGCUGGACUGCCGUUACCGUGGCCAACCGUGUGGGGCUGAGAACUUCACCACGAUCUUCACCCGGAUGGGCCAGUGCUACACCUUUAACUCCGGCGUGGACGGGGCAGAGCUUCUCACUACUCCCAGGGGUGGCAUGGGCAGUGGGCUGGAGGUCAUGCUGGAUGUGCAGCAGGAUGAGUACCUGCCCGUGUGGAGGGACAUGGAGGAGACCCUGUUUGAGGUGGGGAUCCGCGUGCAGAUUCACAGCCAAGAGGAGCCACCCAUCAUUGACCAGCUGGGCUUCGGGGUGGCCCCCGGCUACCAGACUUUCGUGUCCUGCCAGCAGCAGCAGCUGAGCUUCCUGCCACCACCCUGGGGCGACUGUAGUUCCGUUUCUCUGGACCCAGACUUCGAGCCGGAUCCCUCUGGUUCCCCGGGUCCCCCCAGCCCAGGCUCCAGCCCACCGUAUAGUCUAAUGGGGUGUCGAUUGGCCUGCGAGGCCCGCUAUGUGGCUCGGAAGUGCGGCUGCCGAAUGAUGCAUAUGCCUGGCGGCGCUCCAGUGUGCAGCCCCCAGCAGUACAAGGACUGCGCCAACCCGGCGCUGGACGCCAUGCUGCGAAAGGACGCGUGCGCCUGCCCUAACCCGUGCGCCAGCACGCGCUACGCCAAGGAGCUCUCCAUGGUGCGGAUCCCCAGCCGCGCCGCCGCCCGCUACCUGGCCCGGAAACACAACCGAAGCGAGGCCUACAUCGCGGAGAACGUGCUGGUGCUGGACAUCUUCUUUGAGGCCCUCAACUACGAGACUGUGGAGCAGAAGAAGGCCUAUGAAGUAUCAGAGCUGCUGGGAGACAUUGGGGGCCAAAUGGGACUAUUCAUCGGAGCCAGCCUGCUCACCAUCCUUGAGAUCCUCGACUUCCUCUGUGAGGUGUUCCGAGAAAGGGUCCUGGGAUACUUCUGGAACCGAAGGCAUUCCCAAAGGCACUCCAGCACCAAUCUGCUUCAGGAAGGACUGGGCAGCCAUCAAGCCCAAGUUCCCCAUCUCAGCCUGGGCCCCAGGCCCCCUGCUCCUCCCUGUGCUGUCACCAGGACUCUCUCUGCCUCCCACCGCACCUGCUACCUUGUCACACGGCUCUAGACGCGGUGUUGGUGUCUUCAGGACUGCACCCUGACAUCUUGGAUAUGUCCAGCCUGCAUAGAUCUUUGCCAUCUUCACCCCCAAUAAAAUUCUAGUGUAUCA
Molecule: messenger RNA, 1698 nt
Organism: Manis pentadactyla (Chinese pangolin)
Lineage: Eukaryota; Metazoa; Chordata; Mammalia; Pholidota; Manidae
Gene: ASIC3
Product: acid sensing ion channel subunit 3
Exons: 11
Coding region: 1-1596 (531 amino acids)
Biological process (GO): sodium ion transmembrane transport
Cellular component (GO): membrane
Source: RefSeq, a predicted model, not a curated record